AUGGCGCGCUACGAGGCCGACGGCAAGCUGGCACCCGCGCUGGCCGCGCUGGCGGCCGCGCGGCGCGCGGAGCUGGGCGGCGUGGCGUGGUGGGACCACGCGUCGGCCGAGGAGGCCACCGUGGACGAGCAGAUGGCCGUGCGGGUCAAGAUGAGCGAGUACCUCUGCCUCGCCGCCCACCUCGCGGCGCUCGACGACUGCCGCGCGGCCGCCGGCGGGGGCGAGGGCAGCGGCGGCGCCCUCCUCGGCAGGGCCGCCGGCCUCCGCGCCGCGCUGGCGGCGGCGCUCGCCUCUGGGCAUUGGGACCCGCCCCCGCUGCGCGUCAUGGCAUUGUUUCGUCACACGGCCCUUGCAGAGCCACAGUUCGAGUACACCCUGUGCCGCGGGUAUUAUUAUUGGCUUGGGGAACGUCGGUCCGAGCUCAUGGGCAAAGAUGCCAACGGGGAUCUCACUUGCUCGACGUUCAGAUAUAGACGGAAGUGGAAGUGCCGCGCGUUCUGCUUCAGCUGCAUCGCCUCCUCGGUGCCCAGUUGCUCCGUGGUGGAGGCAGCCAGGAAGACGUCGAAAUCGCAGAUGGUGACGUCCUCGACAUCUCGGAUUUGGAAUGCCAGGGACUCAGGGCGUCAGAAGAGCCGCCUCGGCAAGGAUGUGCAGAAGGCCAUCGUUGACGCGCUGGGCCCCACAGCGGGCAACAUCCAGCAGCUGCGCAAUCAGGCCCGAGAGAUGCGACAGAGGUUGGAAGCCAAGAAGCCGGGAAAGGACGACGGCGCGGCCUCCCAGGACAAGUCCAAGGCAGGGCUUGUUCCCAUGGGCGGCGGCCUGCGCCUCGCCGAGCGGCCCUUGGGCCACCGCGGCAGCCUGGCCGCGCGGGAGGCGCUGCGGCAGCUCGGGGACAAAAGCGUUUGCUCUCUGCCGCUCCCGCGGCCGGAGCUUGAGGCUUGCAUUCGGGAGCGGGUCGGGCGGUGGUUCGAGGUCGAGGGGGUGGCGUUCGACGUCGGGCGCCCCCGCGGGGCCCUGGCGGCGGCGCUGCUGGCCGCGAGCGGCUCUGCUUAUCCGCACGUCGGCCUGCAAGGCGGUGGCGUCCAGGGCGAGAAUGAUGCACGCCGCUUCGCGGGGGACACGGUGGACCCCUCCGUGGUCGGCAACAUGCAGGACGGGCAGAUACCGGCCAGCAAGGGCAUGGCGGUCCAGGUGUCCCGCAAGCACGCCCAGAUCGCCGAGAUCUUCCUCGGCACGCCGCCGCAGAGGCUCACCUGCCUGAUCGACUCGGGGAGCUCCGACCUGUGGGUGCCCUCGUCGCGCUGCGCGAGCUGCCAGAACAACAACGACUUCAGCGCGGACGCGUCCUCGACCUUCCAGGCGGGGAUGGAGGAGGGCUACGGCGGGCCGAAGCCCCGCGCGGUGAAGAUCACGUACGGCAGCGGCGAGGUCAGCGGCUACGCUGCCCAGGACGUGCUCACGUUCGGCUCCGUGACGGUGCAGGCACAGCCCUUCAUCAUCGUCGAGGACGCCGCGCUGCCCGAGGGGCGCAUGUGGGACGGCAUCUGCGGGCUGGGCUGGAAGGGCAUCGCGCAGCUCUCCCCGACGCUCUACGAGAGCCUGCAGCAGCAGGGCCAGAGGUGCUCGUUCACGGUGUGCCCGACGCCUGCGGGCGGCGCCUAUCCCGGCGCUGGCAUGCAGAUGCUCCUCGGCGAGGUGCCUCAGUCGCUGAUCAAGCCAGAGACGCUGGUCUGGGUGCCUGCCGAGGCGUACGACCCCACCGGCGGCCGGUUGGGCGCCCAGAGGACCUUCUGGAUGGUCUCUGGCGGGGUCCAGAUCAACGCGCCGCAGCCUUUUCCCGCGAGGUUCCUGGUGGACACGGGGACGAACCAGGUCCUCCUGGUCCCGCAGCGUUACUACCAGAACUUCAUCCGCUCGCUCAUCCCCUCACAGUACUUCGACCAGGCCCCCGUCCGCACAGCCCCAGCCACAGGAAGAGGAGGAUGA
Prorocentrum cordatum is the source of this 1986-nucleotide messenger RNA. The record is from the annotation of a GenBank genome assembly. NCBI's taxonomy places the organism in Eukaryota, Dinophyceae, Prorocentrales, Prorocentraceae.